GUCGCAUCACGCCGCGGGCGCAGUGGCCCCGCAGAGCGCGUGCGAGUGGCUGCCGCUGACACAGUGUCAGUGCGUCUUGUCCCGCGGAGGCACCGACACCGCGCCCGCGCCCGCCACCGCCGCCGCCUCGAGCGCUACGCUGCUGACCUGUAUAAAGCAGAGGCCCCGCGAACACUCGCACGCAGUUACAGCCCGGACACGAUAUUCCGUGCACUCACUAGCCACGCGUCUUACACUCCAAAACAAUUCGGGACAAUACACUUACAAGCGGCGAAGUCAGUUUACCUAUCUGUUAUAAUGACUGAACACGAAUGGGGAUACACAUGCGAAAACGGUCCUGCAACUUGGACAGAGAAGUUCCCAGAAGCGAGAGGGGCUCGUCAAAGCCCCGUGGAUAUAGACACGUCCCGAGCUAGCAGUGGCGGAAGCGCACCACCACUACUAUGGAGAUACUCAGUUAACCACACACGCUCUGUCGUCAAUCCGGGGUACUGUUGGCGAGUCGAUGAAAACGGCUAUGACUCAGAAUUACGUGGCGGCCCACUUGGAUCUGAUGUUUAUAAACUACAACAGUGGCAUUGCCACUGGGGUGCAGUCAACGGCGAGGGCUCAGAGCAUACAGUGGACGGCCGCUCCUUUUCUGGGGAGCUACACCUUGUGCACUGGAACACCACUAAAUAUCACAGCUUUACCGAGGCCGCCGGACAGCCUGACGGAUUAGCAGUCUUGGGAGUUUUACUAAUGGUUGGAAGAAAACAUAAUGAAUUGGACAAAGUUAUAAAACUCUUACCGUACAUUCAGCAUAAGGGCGACAAAGUGACUAUGGCAGACCCAUUGGAUCCAGCGAAGUUACUACCGCAUCGCGAAGCGUACUGGACCUAUCCUGGCUCGCUUACUACACCACCUUGUACUGAAUCGGUCACAUGGAUCCUCUUCAAAGAUCCCGUGGAAGUAUCUGCUGAACAGUUGUCACUGAUGAGGAAACUGAGAUGCGGGGAGGCGUCGUGCGGUGUCGAGGCCAUGGAGCUACUACACAACUACCGCCCCACGCUGCCGCUCGGCAACCGUGAGCUAAGGGACUACGGGGGCAACUAACCUGAUGACACCUGCCUAGCAAAGGACCAUUAGUGAACAAUCAUUUCGCUUUAGAAGCACACUGAUGCUAUUAGAAAUACAAAAUGUGACAGUAUGUGAACUUCCUAAGCGGCGCAACAAAAUGUGAUAUUAAUCAUAAUCGCCGCAUGUAGGCGUGUGUGUUAUGUGCUUGCGUGAUCUGUAAAAAGGUACUUACCUACUGUUUAUAUUGAUAAUGACGACAACCAACCUGUCGAUAAAAUAUUUCAGUAAUAAUUUUAAAAUAAAUUGGAUAAUUAAUAAUUGAGACUGACUCAAUACAUUAGGAGAAGGUGCUUAAUACUAUUAAUUUUCAAUUUUUUUCUCUAAAUUAUAUUAUGAUCAGACGUCACAUUAAUCAAUAUUGUCACAAGCAAUUAUAAAAAAAAUGUGUAACGCAUUUUUAAUAUAAAAUUUAAAACAAUUGACCAUUUUUACUUGAAACCAGUUUAAGUUCAACUAAUUUAUCAUAAAUGUAGAGUUAUUAAGUGAAUAGACAAGUGCCUUAAGGCUAUGCAGAAGCCUUAUGUUUCUCAGUGCUUAUAUUUUCUAGGCAUGUAUUUUAUAUAAAAAUAGCCUAAGAUAUCCAUCGGUGUAGAAGUCGGGUUUGACCAUAAAACAUUAUUCACUGGGGCUGUUUACGUAGGUAUAUAUAUUUUAAAACAUUUGUAAUAAACGCAAUACCUAUAUUUAUUACGUCCAUACGUGCCUACUUUUAAGAGUUACUAUUAGCUGUUAAGAUUACCAUAUGAAAAUAUAAUUAAAUUGUACAAUGUGUGUUUAUUAACAACAGUCAAUAUACUUAUUUUAAUUAUACUUUUUAAAAUUAUAAGAAAUUAUUAGUCCAAAACAAAUUAUAAGUAGAUAGUAGAAAUCCCUCUAUUAUGUGCGUACAGUCAACUCAAAAUAUUUUGUUAUUUAGUUUUUAUAACAUAUUUUCGUUCACAGUACCUAAAAGUAAUAAUACUUAAGGUCAUAUAAUGCUGACUGUACAAUCAUGUAGAGAAGAACGAGUCAAUGAGUCACAGAGCUAUAGAAGACAUCUAAAGCUCUCUAGACUGGACCUUUAAUAUGUGAAAUUAAAAAAUUUAAAUUUAGAAGCAACACGGAGCCUGUGCAGACAAGAUAACCCUUGGGAUACUUCUUUGUGAAAUUUCUACACAUAUCGACUGAACUGUAUACUUGGCUCGUAUGAUAAACGAGUCGAAUUAUAUACUACAACCCUACAUGUAAAUUUAAAUCGUUUAUGCACGAGUCUUUGCAAGGACACGGUUUAUAAAAAGGAAAAUGUGUACUGUAUAUCUGUGCAAGCCCUAAGAAUCUAUUGUUUUGAAAACAACCUAAAUUUAAAAAUUGAGGUCCAUCCUGAUUUAUUCGUCACACUAUAUGUGAUACGAUACUUAUAUAUUUUGUAAAAUAAUAUUGUUACCUUUUAAAGUAAAUAUGUGCCUCGAAUAAUAAUUACGUUCACGUCACAGUUAUGUUAACUGUUUCGUAGAACAAUGCCUGCAGUAUAUACGUAAAUAGGUAAGUGUUGAUUAUUUAUGAGUUAAUGUUUACUUUGUAGAUUAUCGUAGUAUUUGCCAGCGUACCAACAAUAAAUAAUUUUCACAAAA
Molecule: messenger RNA, 2729 nt
Organism: Galleria mellonella (greater wax moth)
Lineage: Eukaryota; Metazoa; Arthropoda; Insecta; Lepidoptera; Pyralidae
Product: carbonic anhydrase 2-like
Exons: 5
Coding region: 298-1095 (265 amino acids)
Cellular component (GO): cytoplasm
Molecular function (GO): zinc ion binding; carbonate dehydratase activity
Source: RefSeq, a predicted model, not a curated record